AUGAGGAGUGGAUUAUGUGAGAGAGGAACAAUAGCCUUCCGCUCCCUUCGACUCACACAACUUUACCCUCGCUCUCCUCCUACUCCCGCUUGUCUGGCGCCGUCACUUCUCUCAGCCUCUAUCUCUUCCAAUCGCUCCCUCACCACCUCCUACAGGUGCCUCCUUCUCAAACUAGCCUCCUAUUCUUCAUUGUCUGUAACGUCGUCGUUUCGUACCACCAUGACGGGCGUCGAAUCUAAGGGGGUGGAGUGGCCCGCUAAGCGUGUCAGGGACACGUUUAUGAGGUUUUUCGAGGAGAAGAGCCACGUUUACUGGAAGUCUAGCCCUGUUGUGCCUCACAACGAUCCCACUCUUCUAUUCGCCAAUGCUGGUAUGAACCAGUUCAAGCCCAUCUUUUUGGGCGCAGCUGACCCAAACACUCAGUUAAGCAAGCUGACUCGAGCUUGCAACACGCAGAAAUGUAUAAGAGCAGGUGGGAAGCACAACGAUCUCGAUGAUGUAGGAAAAGACACUUACCACCAUACCUUCUUUGAGAUGCUUGGAAAUUGGUCUUUUGGGGAUUAUUUCAAGAAAGAAGCCAUUGGGUGGGCUUGGGAGCUUCUCACCCAGGUUUAUAAGCUGCCAGAAGAUCGAAUUUAUGCCACCUAUUUUGGUGGUGAUGAGAAGGCUGGUCUUGCUCCUGAUAAUGAAGCUCGAGAUAUAUGGCUUAAGUUUUUACCACCUGCUCGGGUACUACCUUUUGGGUGUAAGGAUAAUUUCUGGGAGAUGGGUGAUACUGGUCCUUGUGGUCCUUGCACUGAAAUUCAUUAUGAUAGAAUAGGUAAUCGUGAUGCUGCAUCCUUAGUCAACAAUGACGAUCCUACCUGCAUUGAAAUAUGGAAUCUCGUCUUUAUUCAGUUCAAUAGGGAAAGUGAUGGCUCUCUAAAAUCGCUGCCUGCUAAGCAUGUUGACACUGGGAUGGGAUUCGAAAGAUUAACUUCUGUACUUCAGAACAAGAUGAGCAAUUAUGAUACUGAUGUGUUCAUGCCCAUCUUUGAUGCUAUCCAACAGGCAACAGGGGCUCGGUCAUAUUCAGGGAAAGUUGGGCUGGAUGAUGUAGACAAAGUUGACAUGGCAUACAGAGUUGUCGCAGAUCAUAUAAGAACUCUUUCAUUUGCCAUUGCUGAUGGGUCUCGUCCAGGCAAUGAUGGUCGUGAAUAUGUUCUAAGGCGAAUUCUUCGUCGGGCUGUUCGGUAUGGAAAUGAUGUCUUAAAAGCUAAAGAAGGAUUCUUUAAUGGGCUUGUAGGCAUUCUGGUGACAGUGAUGGGUGAUGUUUUUCCAGAGGUGAAACAGCAUGAAGCACAUAUUAGGGAGAUAAUCAAAGAGGAGGAAGAAACUUUUGAGAAGACUUUACAGAAGGGAAUAGAAAGAUUUAAGAAGGCUGCUCAGGAUGUUCAAGGGAAAACAUUUAGUGGGCAGGAUGCUUUUGUCUUGUGGGACACGUAUGGGUUUCCAUUAGAUUUGACACAGUUGAUGGCAGAGGAAAGGGGGUUACUAGUUGAUGUUGAGGGUUUCAAUAAUGCUAUGGAUGAGGCUCGGGAAAGAUCAAGGAAUGCUCAAACUAAGCAAGCUGGUGGUGCUAUUGUUAUGGAUGCCGAUGCUACUGCUGCAUUGCACAAGAGGGGGGUUGCUGCAACAGAUGACAGCUUUAAAUUUAUCUGGUGCCAGGACCAUGAAAGUGUGAUAAAAGCAAUUUACACCGGUUCUGAGUUUAUUAAUAGUGCUUCUGCCGGCAAUGAAGUUGGUAUAGUUUUGGGAUCAACAAGCUUCUAUGCUGAGCAAGGUGGUCAGAUUUUUGAUACUGGAUCACUUGAAGGAUCCUCUCUCUCAUUUCAAGUUUGCAAUGUUCAAAUUUAUGGAGGUUUUGUUCUUCACAUUGGUUCUUUUUCUGGGGAGAAUGGCAAACUCUCUGUUGGUGACAAAGUAAAUUGCAAGGUUGACUACAAUAGGCGUACACUCAUUGCGCCCAACCAUACCUGCACGCACAUGUUGAACUUUGCUCUGAGGGAAGUUCUUGGCAGUCAUGUUGACCAGAAGGGUUCUAUUGUUCUUCCAGAAAAAUUAAGAUUUGAUUUUUCUCAUGGCAAGCCGGUAGAACCUGACAAUUUGAGAAGAAUAGAGUCAAUUGUGAAUGAGCAAAUUAAAGAAGAAUUGGAUGUUUUUGCUAAGGAGGUAACCCUGGUUGAAGCCAAGCGUAUCAAUGGUUUAAGGGCUGUAUUUGGAGAGGUAUAUCCUGACCCAGUAAGAGUGGUGGCUGUUGGGCGAAAAGUUGAGGACCUCCUGGCUGACCCCGAAAAUAAGGAAUGGUCAUCAAUUUCAGCAGAACUUUGUGGAGGGACUCAUAUAUCAAAUACGAGGGAAGCCAAGGCCUUUGCUCUUUUAUCUGAGGAGGGAAUUGCCAAGGGAAUACGUAGGAUAACUGCUGUCACAACUGAUUGUGCUUUUAAGGCAAUUGAAUUGGCACACUCGCUUGAGCAGGAAGUAGAUGAAGCGUCCAAGGCUGAAGGAAGCUUGCUGGAGAAGAAAGUAGCUUCCUUAAAGUCUCGGGUGGACUCGGCACCAAUUCCAGUGGCUAACAAAGCUGAAAUAAGGGCCAAAAUUGCUGUACUUCAGAACCAAGUGAGGAAGGCACAAAAGAUUAUUGCUGAGCAAAAUAUGCAAAAUGCUGUCAAGGUUGCAACUGAGAUGGCCGAAGUUGCUGCUUCAGAUGGGAAAGCUUACUGUGUAUCCCAUGUUGAUGUUGGUUUGGAUGCGGCUGCAGUUCGCGAGGCAGUUGUGAAAGUCAUAGAGAAGAAGGGAAUGCCUGCCAUGGUUUUCAGCACAGAUGAAACCACAAAUAAGGCUGUGGUUUGUGCUGGCGUACCAGGAGACAAAGGGAACCAGUUGGAGGUGUCAGAGUGGUUGACUGCAUCUCUGGGUCCCCUGAAAGGAAGGUGUGGUAAAGGAAAAGGUGGCCUUGCGACUGGCCAGGGAACAGAUGCGUCUCGUCUAAAUGAAGCAGUAGACCUUGCAACGUCUUUUGCACAGAUGAAAUUGAGAUGA
Molecule: messenger RNA, 3081 nt
Organism: Prunus armeniaca (apricot)
Lineage: Eukaryota; Viridiplantae; Streptophyta; Magnoliopsida; Rosales; Rosaceae
Source: the annotation of a GenBank genome assembly